UAUGAUUUUACACCUAACCUUAGCGGUGUCGUUAGCUUCAUGCCUAACCGUAAUCUUAAAUAAAGACCAAAAGACACAUGAUUGUUUUCAGGAAGUUUUACGAUAUAGCCUUUGUGGCUGUGGUAACUAAUGACGACAUUGCACUCGUGAUUGUAAUUUCCGGUCAUCCCGGAAGACCGUCUACGAGCCAGCUUUAGCCAAAUGAAAGUUAGAUGAUUCCGUGCUUUGAAUUAGCUUUAGAUUAUGUCGGCGCAGAAAAAAACAUAUAUUUAGCCACACCCGUGAGGCACUUAUAUACAUUUAAAGAAAUAGAUUGUAUGUUCGUGGAUCUCCUUGUAUUCGUAUCUCUGCCAUGACUCUGAGCAUGUCUCCGGCUGCGGUUUGCCAGUGCUUUACUUUGGUGUCCCUGUGCACGUCCAUCGCUGACCCCAACUGGAUCCAGGUCAGGAACAGUACUGACCCCGGAGGAAAACAAAUCAUCUAUGGAGUGGCCUUCACACUGCACGCUGCCCAGAACAUCACUGACACAGGUCCUCUGGGUGGUGUUAACGGCUCGGGGAUGUGGCUGCUCUAUGCCCUAGCGGCUCUGUGCUACACUGCUGUCCUGCUCUCCAGCUCCUCCUUCUUAUUGGACUUCUUGGGGACUGGGAUGUCCCACCCUCGACUGGUGGUGUCACUCCACAUCUCCACUGUUGUUUUCCUAAUGUCCGUGCUGGGAGUGUGUGGGGCUUGCCUGUACGUAAUCAGCGGCAACCUUCAGGAGGGCAAAUUUGGGCUACUGUGGGACUGGGUAGGGGGCUGGACCUGGCCUGGGUCUGGGUCUUGGUCUCCUAGGCCUGGCACCAGAAGCCAAGCAGGGGCAGUGGGAAUGCAGGCUUACCCAGGGGAGAGCUUCUACAUUGCCAUUCUGGGCCUACUUUUUUCCUGCCUGGCUUCCGUGAUCAGCCUGAGUUGCCCGGGGGACCCCACCUCUACCCAGAGUGACUACACAGCCGUGGUGGAAGGGGACGACAGUGACACAGAGCCCCUCACCCCCAGGGAGCAGGGAGUAGGCCAGUCUGACGGAGACAACAGGGGGGAGGAGUGGGCAGGAGAGGUGGUCCCUGAACUUAAUCAGGUGGAGGUGGAUGGAGGUGGAGACUGCUAAAGGGGGUUCUGUUUAUAUGUGUAGCCCAAAAGGUGAGCUGUGGUUUGGUUUUUACUAGAAUGCGAACCAGGAUCACACAUGGCCUGUAACAGACUAUAUUAGACAGCAGUGCUGGCCCCUUCCCUGGUCAUGUUUUGGUUCCUUUCAAUGCUUCACUUGACCAAGAUAGUAGAAUCCUGUCAGGAGCCAAAAAAGAGAUCCAAUACAUUUUCUAAUGUUCUCUUAAUCUUUGUCUGCCUAAACUUCCCUCUCGGGUCAGUGUGUAUACAGUUGCACAACAUACAUUUUAAAAAGAAUAACAUCUUUCCCUUGUGGGAGUUUAGGCCCAGAGUCUCCAACUUCACUUGACCAAGGUCAAAUUUUAUUUUGCUUGCUGUGAUGGUUGAAAAAGUGUGCCACAUGUUUAAGCUAUUUCUGUCUGUGUGACCAGGGCAAGUGCGUUAUACAAAUGAUAUGCUCUUUUCAAUAUAGUUGAACACGUGGCGUCACAAGCGUUGACCCUGUUCCCAUUACUGCAAAAUAACCACUGGGGUGUGUUCAGGAUCAGCGAAUGGUUUCAAACAGUUCAAAACCAGAAAAUAUGUUCAAUUGAGCAUAAGUUGAAAUAUAGCCCAUGUUUGUACAAUCACCUAUUCUCCUCUUCUAGUUAUAAAAAUCCCUACAGGAAGGUUUUUUAAAAUGAUUUUUGCAGGUUGUUUUCUAACCUAUGCAUUAUCUUAACUUCUUAAUCCCUUUGCACAGUCUUUCAUAGUGACACUUGAAGUUUCCCAAAUGGAGGACAGAAAGAGAGUUUCCUUUGAGAAAUUAAAUUUAAAAAGCCCGUUUGGCUAUUAUUGCCACUAGCUUUUAUCACUUUUAAUUGAUGCACUAUUUAUUAAUGCAUGGAUGUUUACUACUAUAGGAAGAAUUGAGGGGGAUAUGACAGCUUGCCUUUCCACAACAGGUAGUGUAAAUACAUGGCUCUUGCCUUUAUAUGACCUGAUAUACUAAUGAUAUUAAAAUAUGAUGUAUUAAAUAUUGUAUGUAUUCGAAUGUUUCUGGUUUCAUAAAAUGUUCACACUGCUAUUGGUUACUAGAUAAUACAUAUCACUGUGAAAAUAUAUUCCAGUUUGGCAUCUUUAGAUGGUUACGUUACAGCACAAACCACUCUAUAAAGCAGGGUUAUCCUGCUUAAAGGCAAUCAAUAAAACCAUCUCCUUGAUAGUGUUUGGUUGCAGAUGAUGGUAGGACCAUGGAUAUUGGCUUAAUUAAUUAAGAUAGCUAAGAGCCUGCCUAGAAUCAGGUUUUCCUUACCCACUUGUUUCCUGGACACAGAUUAAGCUUAAUCCUGGAUUGGGAAACAUGUUCAAUCGAGAUUCUCUUUUUAUUUCAAGACCAGGCUUAAUCUGUGUCCUGGAAACUAUCCCUCAAUCUCUUCCUCAGGUACAUAGGAAGACAUUCCUUCUCUUAUUCCAGUGUCACAGUCCCAUCUCUAUGAAUCAGACGGUUCAUUGUGAUUGUUUGUGAUGUUAUUUAUUCAUUAAACUGUUUUUGUGUUUAA
This is a messenger RNA of Oncorhynchus keta (chum salmon), 2687 nucleotides long. RefSeq lists its product as uncharacterized. The record is from RefSeq and is a predicted model, not a curated record. NCBI's taxonomy places the organism in Eukaryota, Metazoa, Chordata, Actinopteri, Salmoniformes, Salmonidae. Bases 353 to 1147 code for a protein of 264 amino acids. The transcript has 4 exons.